This is a messenger RNA of Nymphalis io (European peacock), 3244 nucleotides long. Its product is annotated as sorting nexin-29-like. The transcript has 12 exons. The coding region runs from base 124 to 2064 and encodes 646 amino acids. Gene Ontology annotation, molecular function: phosphatidylinositol binding. The record is from RefSeq and is a predicted model, not a curated record. Lineage: Eukaryota; Metazoa; Arthropoda; Insecta; Lepidoptera; Nymphalidae.
GUCGUAUGCAAAAUAAAUAAAUAAUAAACCAUAGUAUCAUAUUAAUUAACCUAGGUUCUAGAUAUGAUUAUAACAGUUUUUUUUAAAUAAUUAAAAUCAUAAUAAAUUAUGUUCAAAUGAAUAAUGAAUAACAAACUUUUAAACACUCUAGCUAACGCAAUAGAUAAUAAGGAUGAAAUUAAAAAAAGGAUAGACAAUGGGAAAAUUACUUUUAGUGAACUACAAUCAUGCGUUGAAAACUGUCAGAAUCGUUUCGGGGGAAGAUCAGAAUUGGCCACGGAAGAUGAUAUGAGAAUUUUAAACCUGUGUGAAAAAUGGGAAAAAGUUCUUAGUCAUGGGCUGAAGACAAAUCUUUCAAAUUCAGCUAUACAAAACUUUGUAGCUGCUGGGUUAAAUUUAACUUUUAAUAUUGUUAACAUUGGAAAUUCUUUGUGGAGCUAUUGUUGUCUUCAUCUUACAAAACAUGAGAAAGAAAGGUUCAAAAUACUAUCUAAUAUUAACACCCCACUGGGUUACUUCAGAGCGUUUCUACGAGCCUCUUUGAAUGAAAGAUCAUUAGAAAGAUAUUUACAAAGCUGGGUUUCACAUGGGCUGCUAAUUGAAUAUUAUGAUGAAGGUGCAUUUGUUCGUAGCCCUGAAGCAAGCUUCCUUCCUAGUGUAGCUGCAGGCUUAUCAUCUGUUUUGUUUGCAUUAUCAAUUGACAGAGCAGAACUCAAUGAAUCACAGCAAUUAAAUCAAGUAAAUAAAUCUGAACUUGUUAUACCACUACCUACACCUAUUAAAACAUCUGGUAAUUCGAAACGAAAACCAAUACGACAAGUUAUAUCUUUUGACAAAGACGAAGAUAAAAAUGAGAUCAAGCAAAAAAAUUGCAUUGAACCCAAGGAAAAUAUAAGUGAAUGCUCCUGGAAUAGUGCACCAGCGACUUGUCUCAAUUCACCGGAUCCUAAAAUAACAUCGAAAGUGGUAUCUGUUAGUGAACCAACAAGCUCAGAUUACAAGAGUAGUCUUAGACAUUUUUUUCCUGACAGUGUAAAAUCUAUGGACAACCCCUUGCAAAUACUAUCAAAGUUGUCGGAAAGUGCCAAAGAAAUAUUUUCGAACUCUCACAGUAGUAUAGACAAGAAUAUUGUCGUUAAAGAUGAUAUGUCAGAUUUGAGUGUCAAUUGUCUUAAAAUAUCUGAGAGUGAUAGCGAAGAGGUUGCAGGAAGUAUUGAUGGAAGCACAUCAUGCUUAGAGCUUUGCUUCACUGAAGAUGAAAGUGUUCCAGAUGAUAAAAAUCUCAGUUUGGUCUUAGAGAAUAGGGAGAAAGAAUUCAUGAAUUUACAAUUCAAGUACAAUCAAUUUGAAUUAGCAACUAAAGAGAAAAUAAAUAAGUUAGAAAAAGUUGUAUUAGAUCUAAGCAAAGAGAACGACAGAUUGAAGGAUCAGUUAAGAAAGUAUAUGUCUGCAGUAGAAAUGGGAAAAGCGUUAAAGAAUAACAACAGUCAUGAUGAAGAAAUAAAUCAGUAUGAGAAGAAAUUAGUUCAGGUAGCAGAAAUGCACGCUGAACUAAUGGAGUUCAACCAACAUUUACAAAGAAAGCUACAAGAUCUAGAGAAUUCCGGUCUCGAAGUACUUGAAUUACCAGAGUCAAAUGUGAAAGUCUACAUUCCCAGUGCUUUCUUAGUCGGAAAGAAAACUCAGUCUUAUCAUGUUUAUCAGGUUUUUCUAAAAAUUGGUCAAGAGGAAUGGAAUGUCUAUCACAGAUAUGCAAAGUUUUAUGAAUUACAUACUCAACUCAAAAAGUGCCACCCUGAUAUCGCAAAUUAUAAAUUUCCACCCAAAAAAACAUUACGCAAACGGGACGCGCGCGUGGUGUCGGCGCGGCGCGCGGCGCUGCAGGCGUACCUGCGCCACGUGCUGCUGACGCUGCCCGAGCUGCGCGAGUGCACCAGCCGCGCUCAGCUCAUCACCUUGCUGCCAUUCUUCGGGACUUCAUCUACUAUCAAAGAAAAUGGCCUUAACAACACGCUGACGCGUCAACAGUCCAAUGACUCUGUAUGCACUUUUGAUGAACUUUGAUUUCCCACAAACCAAUUGAGCUGAAAUUUUGAAUAUAUAUGUGUAACUUUGGUGACAAAGCAAUAAUACGGUACGGCAUAGUACCUUUGAGGCGUGAACUGGCCACAGGAACUCCUUUAUUGCUCAACAUAUCUCUGUCGAGCUUGGGUUUGUUGGAUUUGUCUUGAUAACUAUAAUUGUAGAUCUAGGUGGUAUCCAAGGUCUUAUGAUAGAGCCCACAAGUACUCCUCAUCUAAACAUAUAACUUUGGUGUGGGCUUUUUUCCCGGUUUUAAUAUGUGGCUAAAAUAAAAACUUAUUUUAAAGAGUUUUUAUAUUUAUUAUUUAUUUAUUUAAUAACAAGUUUAAUUACUUCCAAAACAAACAAUAAAUCAUUUCAGCUAAAAAAAAUAGAUAUUAUAAUUAUAAGAUAAUUCUAUUUAUUCUUAAUUUAAAAAAGAUAAUAAUUAAUAAUAUAUAAAAUAUCGAUAUAUUUUAGGUUUGAAAAUUAUUAUUGUUAUUAUUUUGAAUAUUACAGAACAUUUGAAUUAGUAAGAGAUUACUGGUUAAGCGAUAUGAUAGGUUAUAGCAAUUAGCACUUUUUUGGCCUCAUGUGUCAAUAAUUGAGUGCAAAAAAAAAUGAAUAAUAAAAUUUGUCAAACUAAAUAUAUUUUCACUUAUAAUGUAUUCAGAAAAGUAUAUUUUGAUUCUAAAAAAAUAGAAUUUUACAAAGAGAUAAUAUUUAAUUGAAAUGUGUCUGGUCGAAUUAUUUUGAUGUAAUUUUUUGUAUUCAUAUCAAGAUGCACUUUAAACAAUAACAAAACAACAAAUAACAAUGAAUGUCAAAUUCCGGAAACGCUACGAAGAUAACGAUUAAUCUUAAUAAUAAUUUUAAAAUAACGAUCAAAAGUUAUUUUAAUAAUUUUCCUAGCACGCCUCAUUAGAUAUAAACCAUAUUAAGCUGUAUGUAUAAUAUUAUUAUGUAUUAUUAUAGAAUAGGAUUGUAAUAUUUAAUUAUUUAUUGCACCAAUUGUUUUGUUUAGUUUUAAUUACCAUCGACCAUUAUCAUAUCACACGUAGCCUUAAAAUAAGCUUUAUUUUCGUAACGUAACACAAUCCUGUAGCUAUAAUAAAUAUGCAGUUUUAUAUACGUAAUACAUUAAAGUAGUAAUAUUGUAUUAAAACACUCUUAUUUUUUUCAA